Molecule: messenger RNA, 909 nt
Organism: Aspergillus neoniger CBS 115656
Lineage: Eukaryota; Fungi; Ascomycota; Eurotiomycetes; Eurotiales; Aspergillaceae
Product: indole-diterpene biosynthesis protein PaxU
Exons: 1
Coding region: 1-909 (302 amino acids)
Source: RefSeq, a predicted model, not a curated record
AUGGACAUGACCACCCUCCCCAAACCCAUAACGCUCUCACCAACAAUCCACGCCUACGACCCUCUCACCUUCGAAUCCACCAGCACCAGCAAUGCACCACAAACAAUCAUCCUCGCCUACUGGAUGAACGCCCCCCAACGGGCCCUCACAAAAUACACCACCCAAUACCGCACCCUGUACCCUCGCGCCCGCAUCCUGACUCUCCAAAGCAGCACGGGUGACUUUAUGCGCCUCCCUUCACUACUAUCCACCUUCACAAGCACUACUACAGCCGACAACAACAACAAGAAUCCUAUUCAACCGGCGCUGGACUACCUCCUCCUCCACCACCCACCAACCAACACCCCCAGAGAGAGUGAGAGUGAGAGAAUCCACAUCCACCUCUUCUCCAACGGCGGCGUUUACACAACCACGACUCUCCUCUCCUCCUACAAAUUCACAACAGGAUACACCCUCCCCAUCACAUCGCUGCUCAUUGACAGCGCGCCUGGCAAACCAUCAAUGGUUGGAGCGUUCCGCGCGUUCUCAUUCGGUCUUCCCAAGAAUGUUAUCCUGAAGUGGGUGGGGAGGUUGUUGUUGGGGUGUAUGUUGCUGGUGAUGUUUGGGAUGAGGUGGGUGGUUGGGAGUGAGGAUGGGGUGAGUAAGGGGAGACGGUUGCUGAAUGAUAAGAGUGUUGUGGGGGAGGGGGUGAGACGGUGUUAUGUUUAUUCGGAGGGGGAUGGGUUGGUGGAGUGGAGGGAUGUGGAGGAGCAUGCGCGGGAGGCGGAGAGGGUAUUUGGGGAUGAUGAUGGUGGUGGUUUGGUGAGGAGGGAGAAGUGGGGGAGGGGGAGUGGGCAUGUUGAGCAUAUGAGGGUGGAUGGGGGGAGGUAUUGGAGGGUUGUUGGGGAGAUCAUAGAAGAUACUAUCUAG